AUGUACGAUUUCCCUGAUGAGAUGGUUUUGGAGACUCUUCGAGUUAAUAAGCUAUAUGCUAAGUUUCCUAAGUGCGAGUUCUCGCUGAAGAAGGUGUCAUUUCUUGACCAUGUAGUAUCCACUGAGAGAGUCUCUGUGGACCCAACGAAGAUUGAAGUUGUGACCAGUUGGCCUCGAUCGUCUACAGUUAGUGAGGUUCGUAGUUUUCUGGGCUUAGCAGGUUAUUACAGAAGGUUCGUGGAAGAUUUCUCUAGUAUACUCAGUCCAUUGACUCAGUUGACUAGGAAGGGAACUUCUUUUGUUUGGAGCUCAGCAUGUGAGAGUAGUUUCCAGGAGCUUAGGCAGAAGCUUGUGACUGCGCUAGUCCUUACAGUGCCAUAUGGGUCUGGAAGUUUUGUGAUCUUCAGUGACGCCUCCAAGAAAGAACUAGAUUGUGUUUUGAUGUAG
Molecule: messenger RNA, 447 nt
Organism: Cucumis melo (muskmelon)
Lineage: Eukaryota; Viridiplantae; Streptophyta; Magnoliopsida; Cucurbitales; Cucurbitaceae
Exons: 2
Coding region: 1-447 (148 amino acids)
Source: RefSeq, a predicted model, not a curated record